Molecule: messenger RNA, 6498 nt
Organism: Hyposmocoma kahamanoa
Lineage: Eukaryota; Metazoa; Arthropoda; Insecta; Lepidoptera; Cosmopterigidae
Gene: sti
Product: citron Rho-interacting kinase
Exons: 29
Coding region: 78-5669 (1863 amino acids)
Biological process (GO): peptidyl-threonine phosphorylation; actomyosin structure organization
Cellular component (GO): cytoplasm; cytoskeleton
Molecular function (GO): ATP binding; protein serine/threonine kinase activity
Source: RefSeq, a predicted model, not a curated record
GAACUGCAAUUAUUUCAAUUAUCAGUAAAUAAACAAAGCAUGGAAACUUAAGUAGCAAAGAGAAUAUAAAAGUGAUAAUGGAGCCGUCAAAAGAUCCAAUUGCGGUGCGUAUUACGCGUCUUAAUCGACAGAUUUUAGGGAAAGUGACUAGUGGUGCGAGUAAACUCCGGAAGACAAUAGAUCGCGAGGCACUCCUCGAUGCCCUCACAGUUUUAUACGAUGAAUGCAAUGAUGAUCCUGUUAAAAAGUGCGACGACCUCGUCAAAUCAUUUGUGGACAAAUACCGAAGCACGCUGGCCGAGCUGCGGCGCACCCGAGUCUGCUACUCUGACUUUGAAGUCCUGCAAACAAUUGGCAGGGGCCAUUUUGGAGAAGUCCAUAUGGUCCGUGAGAAGCAAACAGGGGAUGUGUACGCGUUGAAAAAUGUGCGCAAAGAGGCAGUGCGAGCGCGUGCCGCCGGCGCGGCGGAGGACGAGAGAGACGUACUGGCGAACUCUAACAGCCCUUGGUUACCCAAACUGCAAUAUGCUUUUCAGGAUUGCAGCAAUCUGUACCUAGUUAUGGAGCUGUGCAACGGUGGCGACCUGGCCGGUUUGCUUUCUCGGCGCAACCAUCCGUUGUCCGAACGCGACGCGGCCUUUUACGUGGCCGAGACUGCGCACGCGCUGAACACACUGCACAACAUGGGAUACGUGCAUCGGGACGUGAAGCCUCACAAUAUUUUGCUAGACAGAUGCGGGCACGUGAAGCUCGGCGACCUGGGUUCGUGCGCUCGUCUGUCAGACGGCAGUUGCGCCGAAGUGCCAGUGGGCACCGCAGACUACGUGGCUCCUGAGCUGCUGGCAGCUGCUGACUGCGCCCAACGACACUCAGUCUGUCUCCAGUCUUGUCGCGGCAUUGUGAAUACUGCCAUUUCGGCGUGCGACUACUGGUCGCUCGGGGUAGUGGCGUUCGAGCUGGUCACCCUGCGAAGACCCUUCUCCGCUACCGACGACGAUUCCAUCUCGGCCAUACUUGCUAAUAUACAAAAAUACGAGCGCGAUCCGACUGGCGGGCCUCCUUUCUUGCCCUCUCCGGACGGGCCGUCGCGGGAGUGGCGCGAACUGGUCUCGGGACUGCUGCGCGUGCAGCCUUCAAGAAGGCACAGCUAUCUGGACACCCUACAGCACGCCGCAUUGUCGCAUCUCGCCACACAUUCCAUACGCGAUCAGGCGCCGCCGUGGGUGCCCUGCCUGCGCGGCGCGGAAGACGCGUCACACUUCUCCCCCGGGCCGCGCCCGCCACCGCCCCCCUCCGCCGCGCCCUUUCGCGCUCGUCAGCCCUUCGCGGGUCAAUUACCCUACGUGGGUUUCUCUUACGUCGCGCCAGAAGAAACCGAGGACUCCAGUGGCGGAUUCAAUGCCUCACAUGACUGCACUGCAAUCGACUUGGCUACUUUUAAAUCUGCAGAGAAAUUAGCUGCCAUGCGAGGUCGUGAAAUGGCCUUGCUGCAAAGUAAGCUCGCAGCGGCGGAGGCGACGGCGGCUGCCGAGGCGGAAAAGGCGCGGCGCGCCGCUGACGCAGAAGCUGAGAGGCUCCGCGCUCGGCUGCAAGCCGAAAUCACAGCACUGAGCUUACAGAACAAACGCCUCGAACGUCAAGUCGAAGUCGAAAAAGAUGAACGGAUGGCCUUAGAACGCACCAUCCAACAGUUACAAACGAACAACUCGGAACGUUGCAAUAUAGAGCUUAGAGCCGCGCAAGCAACUACUGCAGAGCUGCAGAAUGAGAGAGAUGCGUUGAAAAAUGAUAUGAAGAGGUUGGAGGAUAAAGUGUCCGAAUUACAAGGAGAGUGUUCACGUGCGGCUGCAGCUGCUGACUCGGCUCGAGCGCAGCAGAAACAUUACAAGGACACAAUAGCAAAGGAAAGAGCGCUUCGUCGGCAAACGCUCUGCGGCGGGGAACAUGAAAACCGCGAGGCGGGUGCUCGCGCCGCGCAGGCAGAAGCUAAAGCUGCCACUGAGGCCAGGGCCAGGGAAUUGGCAGAGAAACGCCUGGCCGCUGCACAGACGGAGAAUGACAGCUUAAAAUCAGAGUUGGAAGAGAGUAGAAGACUUCUGGCUUCCACACAAGAGACUUUGAGUGAGAAGCGUCGCGUUGCAAAUUCGGCCUCAGAACAGGUGAAGGAAUUGCAAGUGCAGCUUGCACAGGAGCGCACUAGGGUCACCUCUCUACAGGCCCAAGUUCAAGAGCUGGAGCGCGCCAUAGAGGAGGCGGCUCGUCGCGAGGCAGCCUUGGAGGAACAGAGUGCACGAACCGAGUCUCGCCUGAACGAGCGCCUGGAAGCCGCAGAGACCAGAGCUUCUAAUGCCUUGCAAGACGACGCAAGGCAUCGCGAAAAGGUGAACACGUUGGAGCAACUCGUCCGACAGUUGGAACGUGAAGUAAGGGCAUUAGAAACACGAGGCUGUGUGGGAUGUCAAGCGCGUGAAGACGCCGGUGACAGUGGGGAUGCUAAGAGGGACCACCACAGCGACACUGAGAGUGUGGGUGAUGCUAACCACGCGGUGCUAGCACAAACUGUAGUGCUAAAGGAACAACUUGAACGCGCUGAGGCACAGUUACAGGCUCGUGCUGAAGAAAUAGCAGCAUUACGACAAGAAGCGAGGACGGCUAACCUAGCCAGGUGGCGGAAGGAACGCGAAAACAAUGAGCUUUCAUUAGAAGUUAAAGCUUCUGCCCGUGAUUUAAAACGAACUGAAGAACGGUUGACAGCAGCUUUAGAAGCUCGCAAGAUUGCCGAGCAAAAAGUUUCUGCGCUACAGAGUGAGAUAACAACAUUGAAGCCACAUCAUGAAAGAUCGAGUAAUGAAUUAGAGAGAAUAAAGUCGCUAUUCGACAAAUUGAAAAAGGAGCAUGAAACUGCGCAGGCUGAGGUCGAUAGAUCACGAAACGACAUUCGCAAGCUGAAGAGCGAGCUGCAAUACAGCGAGAAGCGUCGCAUGCACGCAGAGGAACAGGAGGAGUUAUCGAGCCGCGAACGAGCGCAACUGCGGGACGAACUCACUGAAGUGAGGAGCAAGAACCACGACUUGGAGCAGAAUAACAAAGCGCUGCAGGAGGCGUGCAGCCUUUUGGAGGAGCAGUUGAACGAUUUGGAAAGAUUAGCCGAUCUCAACGAAGUCAAAAACAGAGAACUAGAAGCGGAGAUGGCACGCAUCCGCGGUGACCUGGAGACCUGUCGCGGGCGGCUGGUCGAAGCAGAGCGGCGUGUGGCUGAGCGGGGGGCGGCAGCCGCGCUGGCUUCUCAGCAACACGAGGAGGCGAGGGACACUGCACAACAUGCGCAGUGUCAACUGCAGCUGCUUAAGGAACGUCUAGAAAACCGUGAAGCUCGCGUAAUAGAACUCGAGUCCCGAACGACUACACUAGAAGCCGAAAGAUCCGCUGCGGAGGCCGCACUUAGCAGCGCCGUGCGCCGCGUACGAGAGUUACAAGAGGAGUGCUCUGCACUGAGGACUCGCGCGCAUGAUCACCACACGCAUGCGCUGCAAUUGCAAGCCAGCCUUGCCGAGGCUCAGGAGGAGAUAGCGGCGGUGCGCGAGGCGAGCGAAGCGGCGACGUCGUGGUGGCGCACGCGCGAGACGAAAGCCGAUGCCACGCUUAGACAGCAGGCCAAGCUCAUCGACUUCCUACAGGCUAAAGUAGAAGAAGCAAGUCGCAAGAAAUGCUCAUUUGGCAAUAAGCUGUUUGGUCGAUCGGGGCGUCGCUCUGCCACUUCACCGCCGCUGCGUCGCGCCAACAGAGAACUACGCGAAGAAGUUGACAGACUACGCGCCAAAUUAGCAGAGAAUGCCUACAACGGUAACCCCUAUCCUUGUACGCCCAGAUCAUACAGAGAUAAAAAUAAACCAGUUAACACAAAUGGACGUAACGGCAUAGAUACACAGGACGCAAACGAGGACACAGUGCUCGUAGUAUGGGCUGACAACAACAGAGAGCGUAUGAAAGUGAGCAACAAAGACGGCGCGCUGCUGCUCACUAGGGGAGACAAGGAGAUCCGUGCGCGAUUCUUCUCCACUGGCGCGAAGAAUUUAGCUCAAAAUGAAGCUAACAGAGCUUUUACUAUAAAGCUAGGCGAAGGUGGCACCGGAGUGGAAGCUAUAGUGGUAUGCAACAACGUGUCGCAGCGUGCGACACUCGUGUCGUCGCUGGAGCCGCCGCCUGUGUCCGCCGUAGGGUACAAUCCCCCGUUGGUGGCCCACCGCCGAAAAUCCAUGCCAUCUUGUGCGCUUUAUAUCGCGCCCAAUGCUAUUGCUAUUGGUUGUACCGACGGGCUGCAUUCCAUCCGCGGACCGAUCAGCAUCGACGUGGAGUCACACGCGUCAUCAGCGAGAACCAUCGAAGUCGGUGGCCCAAUUGAGCGUCUCGCCGUUGUGGGGGGACGGGCGCUCCUCGCCCUAGGGGCGCAGGGAAGCCAGGGAGGGACGCUGCUGCACGGUGGUUUGCUGGCGCUGGGCUCGGCGUUACGGCGGGCUGCAGCACUUAAACCCGCGCUGUCUGUCAUGCAAGUGCACCUACCUGAUACCGCUACACCGCACCUCAUUCAGCCGAUGUCCGGUGAUCACGCGGAUGAACUGUCGGCUGCAGUGGCUUGCGGCCGACGUGUCUUCCUGCUGCAGUUUGAUGCCUCUGUCACAGAAUUCAAGAUGGUCCGUUCUCUCACCGUCGACAAAGUGUACUGCUUGCUUCUCACCUCAAAAGCUGUAUACAUCGGCGGAGAAAAACCUCUCAGAGUCAACCUGCCAUCAGGAGCGCUCGAAACUUUUGGCAUGGAUGAACCUACCAUUGCAGCCGCCGCCAAGAAACAUUCGCCACCUAAAGCCAUGCUCCUAAUUCGCGAUGACCCCAUGGAAAUCCUACUUUGCUACGCCGAAUGUGGAGUUUUCGUCGACGGAAACGGGAAGAGAUCUCGAAGCGAAGACCCUAAAUGGAGCUCGGCCGUCCAGGGAUGGGAAUUUGUCAAUCCGUUCCUUUAUCUCAUCGGUGAACAGAAAGUAACAAUCAUUUACAUCAACGACGACGCAUAUAAAGUCCCGCCGUGUACUUGCGACACGACAUCGAUGGCAUCUUCAGUAUCUGAAUGUUUCAUACCUGAAGUAUACAACUUGAAAAUGAAUGAGCCCUUUUUGUUAGGUACUGCGCCGAAUGGUAUACUAGUACGUUCAAAAUCUGAUGACGGAUUCAAUGUAUCCAUAAUCGAAGGCAUUACAGCAUUUAAAAGCGUUGGUGCUUCCGUCGAGUCCUUAGACUCUUGCUCGGAUCCGCGAGGAUCUUUGACUGAUUUACCGCAGUCAUUCCCAGAUCUCGGUCCGCAAUUUGUUGAUAAUCCACAGGACAUGUCGCAAGAGAGCGUAGAACCCAACACUGGCUUUUUGGCUGAUAUUCGAAAGAGAGCGCGUCAGUUGCGCAAGAAAAGCCGUAAAGAGCCCUCACCUGAAGAUGUAAUUAAAGAGAUUUUGACUACAGAAGUCGGUUUACAACGUCGCUCGUUCGGAAGAAAAUCGCCUGCGAUGACGUCAGAGUUCGAUUCAGAUUCAGAAACUGAUGAUCCAGAACAAAACUCCACGGAUAAAGGAACGGCCGAUCUUUGUGCAGAAAUGUUCACGAGACAGGUCAGGUUUCAAUAGAAGAGAAGGUGAACACCGACAAAAAUUUUAUUAAAAUUAUUAACUAUAUGUAUCAUAUGAUACAUAUGGUUGAGGCCUGCAUAUAUGUGCAUACAUACGCAGGCCUCAAUUUGGAAAAAAAGUAAGUGUGGUGAUGUUUCUUUUUUCUCUCAAGACAAGUGCAUUGCACUACUUCAAAUCUCCUACCACAUAUAUUGAAAAUCUCUAAUUAAAACCACUGUUUUUCGUAUCAAUAAGAGGCAAUUAUUUCUUUUAUUAGUAUUGUGUAUGGUUAUGAAAAUAGUGAACUAAACGAGAGCCGAAUUAUUGGAGAAAUUAAAAGUGACGGCUUUGGGGAAACGUUUGAGUGCGUGAUGUGCAAGACCUAUAUUUUGCACAUCAGUGCGUGAUGUGCAAGACCUAUAGUUUGCACAUCACGCAAACGUGCGUACGCAAACGUUUCACCAUAACUGUCUUAUACUUCGUAGUACUCAUAAAAUAACGCCUUAAUUAUAUAGUUUAAUAACCUUGUGUAUUACACUUAAUACUUAAAACAUAAUGUAGUAAUUUGAUGGACGGUAUUUGUACCUGAAUAUAAAAAUAAUAUCUAACAUCGUUUGUUAGAAUGUCUGUAUUUUUUGUAGUAUUCAAUGCUUUUGUUUUGUUUUGACUGCUAAAUGAUUUUGUGAACUUAAGUUUAUGUACGUAAUACGUAACCGAUGUAUGUUUAUUAAUUACGUUUAAUAUGUACUUAAUAAUGUUUUGUAUUUAAUACGCUGUGUAUUCGGAUUUAAACAAUAUAAUACAGUGGUGUAGCAACACAUGAGAGCUAUUCAUGCAAAUCUUUUAU